Molecule: messenger RNA, 1149 nt
Organism: Penicillium soppii
Lineage: Eukaryota; Fungi; Ascomycota; Eurotiomycetes; Eurotiales; Aspergillaceae
Product: mitochondrial 37S ribosomal protein mS45
Exons: 2
Coding region: 1-1149 (382 amino acids)
Biological process (GO): mitochondrial translation
Cellular component (GO): mitochondrial small ribosomal subunit
Molecular function (GO): structural constituent of ribosome
Source: RefSeq, a predicted model, not a curated record
AUGGCACCCAGGAUACAAACCCAGCGUGUGUCCAACGCCCUCCUCCCCUACCUCACAUCUACCUCCUCAUCUUCAUCAAUCUCUUCCCUCCCUACUUCAUCAUCCUCAUCACAAUGCCUCUCCAGGCAAUUUUCUGCCACGGCAGCACCACAAACAAAGCUCCGUCGGCAAAUGUUUGAAUGGCUUUCCAAUGAAGGUGCCUCUUUGAAGCAUCAUAUUCCUGGGGAGACCAACUAUGUCACUCGCAUUAAAGACCGCGGCGAUUCGGCAGUAACACGUCCAUUCCCCAACAAUCCACACUUCUUCAGCGAGCCUAUUCUCAGUGAGGAGCUGCGAAAUGAGGUCUACAACCGUGUCGUCGGUCAGAAGAAGAGUCUCCGCGCUGUUAGUGUGGAGCUUGGAAUCGAUAUGAGGCGUAUUGCUGCUGUGGUCAGAUUGGUCGAGCUAGAGACCAGACAACGGGCACAGGGCAAACCUCUAGCACUGCCAUAUGCUCGCGCCAUCCACGAGAUGGUCCCAACAACCCCGCUAGCCCAAGGCGGACGGCAACAAUUCCACGAACCCAUCAACGACCUCCCCGCCCACCCGCUGACAGGUGCACAAAUUUUCUACCCAGUCCCAGAAUCCCGCACUUUCAAUCGAGUUGAAGCCGCACGCGUCUUCUCCAGCGCCCCAGCCCAAACACAUGACGAAGCACGCGAGAUCUCACACCCCUCUGACCUGGUGGAGAAAAUUCUCGAAGAACCCAAUACCAUCGGCUGGGUCGGCAAGGGAGUCAACCGCCGUCAGAUUCUGCAGCCCGCUGAUGUGCGCAUUCCCCACCCGCACAUGGUCGCCCUGGAACGCGACCGCAUCGCUCACCCCAAUGAGCCUCGUGCCGUCGCUGAACGCCAGGCCGCGCGUCUCGAGCGUCAAGACAAGAUUGAGCAGGAACGCCGUGAUGCUGCCGCGGCUCUUCGUGAGGACAUGCUCAAGAAUGUUUCUCCCGAGCAGUCUCGCUUCGAGUACCGCAUCAAGGAGACCGUGUACACCAAGGAGACUGUUGGCCCUGAUGGCCGUGCUCCUUGGGCUGUUGGACGCCGGUACGGUGUUCCUCACCGUGACCGCACGCGCGGUGAAGUCAAGAUCCCUACUCAUGUUGAGGCUUGA